AUGUUUUUGCGCAUCUUUCUCAUCUUUCCCAUGGCGGGGGUUACAUUUUUCCUGUACGGUGCACUCGUCAACUUGGGCUACAUCGAGGAGAACCGGUGCCGCAUGACGUACAUGUUCGAACAUCCGCAGUACACCCGCAUUCCGGUGCAGGGCGGGGAUCGAUUCCCGAAGUACGGCCUCUACGCCUACUCGGAAGGAUUUAUAACGCAGCGCGUCCAGCAACGCCAUUUCUCGGGCGCACCGGUCCUGUUUGUGCCCGGAAGCGGCGGCUCGUACAAGCAGGUCAGAUCGUUGGCCUCGGUUUCGCUGCGGAAAGGAAUCGACAACAACUGGCAGGCGCACCUGGAUUACUUUAGUGUCGAUUUGAACGAGGAACUUUCCGGUGUCUACGGUGGGUACCUGCAGGACCAGACCCACUUCCUUGAGCUAUGCGUACAGGAGAUCGCGCGGCUGUACGGAGCCCGUGGCCCAUCGACGCGAAUGUUCAUCGUUGGCCAUUCCGUCGGAGGGAAGCUUGCGCAGGCCGUCGUUGCGCUGGGCGGCGGGCGCCGCAUUGAUCGUCAUGUAGCCGGCAUUGUUACCCUAUCGGCCCCGGUGGACAAACCGGUUGUCCUGCUCGACCAUUACCAUCAAAGUUUUUACGAUCGCAUUGAGAAUGCAUGGCAAACGAAUAGGUCCAUUAUCGGGGAUCAAAAUGUGCUGGCCACUGAACCCAGGAAACCGUUGGAUGAUCUUUUGCUCAUCACGAUCGGAGGAGGUAUACGUGACAUCAUCGUUCACGAUGGACUGACCGCAUCGCGUUACGCCGAUCUUCACGCCAUGACACACAACAUCCCGAACGUGUGGCUCUCGGUGGACCAUCUGUGCGCGAUGUGGUGCCUCCAGUUCGUGCUCGUUGUAAACCGGUUCCUGUACAGCAUGCUGGUUCCGCUGGGACGCAACAGCUACGGGUUCGUGGAGGACAAACACACCAAACUUGCCAAAGCGAACCGAUUCCUAGUGCAAUCCGGCGGGGAGCAUGAUUUUCGUCCCUCAGAACCGAUUGUACACCAUCCGGAACAGGAAGAGUGGAUCGAGGAUAUACGCCGUUCAUUCACCGAGCAGCACCGGGCCGGAUUGAGUCGGACGCGCGUACAAAUGAUACGUCUUGUGCCGGAUAAACCGAUGCACCGGUUUCUUCGUCUGGAGGUCAUCAAUUCCGAACAGGAAGACGACUGGCUGUCGGUGUGCGCCGCGGUGGAUGUCUUUGCCAACUCGCGAGUGUGUCUCCAGUCAACUUCACUCGCCAAUUACACGCUGCCCGUACCAUCGUCCAAGUUUGAUCGUUUUGGUGCUCUGCUCGAUCUUCAGGAGCUGAUGCAACGCAACCCUCGCUGGACACAUGUGCUGCUAAAGAUCCGGCGCACGUUUAAACCCGUUCAGUUUAGCGUGGACCAGUUCAACCCGGCGGAGCGUGAAAUAAGGUUGGCUAUGCCGUAUUGGUUCGAUUACCGGAAGCACACCAUCCUGCGGGACGCGUCUGUAGACGAUUCUUUCUAUCGUAUCAAGAUUGAUGGCAUGACACAGCCGCACCAAACGAUCGCUCUCGAUUUGCAGGCCGUCGCUUGCGAUGCCGUACAGGGUACGGUCGCUGUGAAGGUCCACGUUCCUUGGGCGAAGGGUUACGACCGGUACGCGUUCCACGAGGAGCUCAACCGAACCACCGUUUACAUUUACCCACCGAUUGAAAAUCCGUUCACCGGGGCGACCGACGGAGACAACACCCCGUUGCCAAUUACUGUUGACGUACACCUAACACCCGGAUGUAGCUAUCGGAUCGAGUACGCCCAAUCAUUGCGCGUCAGCAUUGCGCGCAUAGUGCAGCAGCACUGGGUCGUAGUUCCUGCCCACUGUGUGGCCCUUCUACUGUUGGCCUUCAAGGAUCAGCUUGCUCAAACGACACCCGACGAUCCGGCCUUUGUGGUAGGAAAGCUACGCUCAUCAUUAACGAAGCCGGCUCCCCUGGUCGUACUGUUGGCCGUUAGUUCCCUUCUGGGGAAGUUUCUGCCACUGUUUAAGUCCAUACCACCGAUCGAAUCUCUCGGUACGCCCCUCGCCAUCUCCAUCGUGAUUCACCUGGUGGCGCUGGGCCUGCUGAUAGUGAUGACGCUGGCGCUUUGCGGUGCCAUUGCGUUCUGUGCCAAUUUCGCUCACAAAAUCAUUCUGCGUCUGAUUGCGCUACCGAUACCGGUGAUGUCGUCCAGUUUCCUCUCGUGCAUACACCGGUUUCCGCUGGCCAUUGCCGUGCUGCUCGUGGCCAUUGCCCUCACCGCGUGCGGUGGCGUCAGUUUGUUGUGUGCGGCCGCCGUGUACUUCGUAUUGCUGUCGAAGGCGUACGAGGAUUACCUGGAAGCGUUCGUGUUUCGUACGGCUCAAAGAAUCGCGGCCCGGCUGUUCGGUACGGCCGGAAGGGAACCGAGAGAGCAAAGGCCAGGACGGCGACCACGCUGGUGGCCUUCACAACAAUCCGGCGACGAACCGAUGGUAAUCAACUUUCAUCUGCCACUGUUCCUACUGGUGAUUCUGCAGGCCAUGCUGAAUGUUCCGAGCGUUAUUACGUGGGCCAAAAACUAUCACUACUCGAACACGCUGCAACCGGACCCGUCGCUCGUGCCCGCCCUGGUUGUGCUCGCAUGUCUUGCGGUCCUCUGGCAGCUCAAUACACCGCGCCAAGUACGAGGGUACGAGCUGUUGGCCGCGCUGCUGGUGGUUGUCGCCUUCGUGUCCGUUCUGUAUUGCCAAGUGUAUGUAUACCGUCUAAAUUAUGCCGUGGCGAUAGUGUUUGUUGCUAUCACACUGCACCAGAUUCUUGCGCCAAAGCGACCGGAAGAGAAUGCGGAGGACUAA
Anopheles cruzii is the source of this 2886-nucleotide messenger RNA. RefSeq names its product GPI inositol-deacylase. Gene Ontology annotation, cellular component: endoplasmic reticulum. The record is from RefSeq and is a predicted model, not a curated record. The coding region runs from base 1 to 2886 and encodes 961 amino acids. Gene Ontology annotation, biological process: endoplasmic reticulum to Golgi vesicle-mediated transport; GPI anchor metabolic process. NCBI's taxonomy places the organism in Eukaryota, Metazoa, Arthropoda, Insecta, Diptera, Culicidae. Gene Ontology annotation, molecular function: phosphatidylinositol deacylase activity. The transcript has a single exon.